UCAGUCCACACACAGGUCAGCAUUGGUCUUGCCAGUGUAAUGCCGCGGAUACUUGCUGCCCUGCUCGGCCUGGGGCUAUGUCUGAGCCAGAGGAUCAACACAGAGAAACAGAGUCUCCAGAAACCUAUCAUCUGGGCCGAACCCAGUAACAGGGUCACAAAUGGAAAUGCUGUGACCAUCUGGUGCAAGGGACAUCACACUGCUACCCAUUAUCAACUGUACUUUGAAGGAAGCUUUUCAGCCUUGGAGAGACCUAAACCAAGUAGAGCAACGAAUAAAGUCAACUUCACCAUUCCACAAAUGACCUCACAUACCGCAGGGAAAUAAACCUGCUGCUAUCAGAGUGGGGAGCGUCAAUCAAAGAGCAGCAAGGGCCUGAAUCUAAUAGUUACUGGUCUGUAUGACACGCCCAACCUCUGGGUUCAUCCAGGACCUGAAGUAACCUUGGGAGAGAAUGUGACCUUCUUCUGUCGUCUGGAGACUGGGACAAGCAAAUUCUUUCUGCUCAAGGAGGGAAGAUCCAACCAUAUCCAGCACAGACUUGGGAACAACAAAGCAGAGUUCCCCAUGGGCCCUAUGACCAGAGCCCACAGAGGGACAUACAGAUGUUUUGGCUCUUACAAUGACCAUGUGUGGUCUUUCCCCAGUAAACCUGUGACACUACUCAUCCCAGGAGCUGUUGAUAACACCAGCCUUGCACCCACAGACCCUACUUCUCUUGAUUAUUGGGAGUACAACCUUUCAGCCGAAGAAGAAUCAGGAUUACAGAAGGCCCAAAAUCUCAUUCGGAUUGGUCUGGCAUGCAUAGUCCUGAUGACUCUAGUAUGGCUUUUGGUUGAAGACUGGCUCAGCAGGAAGAGGGAUAAAGAGGGGACCAACAGAUCACCAAGUCGGGAAUACAAGAGAAGAUGGAGAGUCCAACAUUCCCUUGAAGAGGAACAAAGGAAUGCAAUUUCUUUGCGGGAACUGAAGGCAACUCCUGGACCUGGAGCCCUAUGAGCUCUAUGCUGCCCCCUGGAGGAAGGAAGGCAUCAUUGCAGGAAUGAAGAGGUAGUGUCACCCAGUCUGGCAAAACAUCUUAAAGGGGCAUGGUGAGAUGAAAUGUCUAAGAUUCUACUAUAGGCAAAUUCUCUGUCUCUAUUAAACUUUUAAACACUCUUGUCUUUCCUAGAAAAAAACUACCUUCCAAAAAAAAACAUUUUGGCCAUGGGAAUAUUUCUUUAGCAUUUUUUCUAAUUUUAUUUAUUUAUUUUAUAUGUACGAAUAUAUUUGUGCAUGUAUGUUUGUGCACCAUGUAUGUAGCUAGUGUCAGAUCCCUAGGGACUGGAGUUACAGAUGUCUGUGAGCUGCCCUGUGGGUGCCGGGAAUGAAACACAAGUCCUCUGGAAGAGCAACAAGUGUCCUGAACAACCAAGCUGUUGCAGUAUAUUUGUUUACACUGUGUAAAGAUGUUUCACUGCAUUGGUUUUAAAAAGAGCUCAAUAGCUAGGCAGGAGAGAGUAGGCAGGACUUCUGGACAAAGAGAAAAGUUUGAGAUGAAUCUCUGUGCAUAAGAAACACCAGGAAGACAGGGAACAAAUCAGACAUACAGAAAGGAAGAGAGGUAAAAGCCACUUGGCAAAGUAUAGAUUAGUAAAAGCAGGAUAAUUUAAGUUAUAAGAGCUAAUUGGAAAAAUGCCUAAGGUAAGGCGAAGCUUUCAUAAUUAAUAAUAAGUCUCCAUGCUGUUAUUUGUUAACUAGCAGUCCAAAGAAGGACUGGCUAUACUGAGCCUUAUCUCCAGAUCCAUCCUCAAUUCAACUUUUGUAUUCUGUGUCCAUGUGUGAGGUACAUGUGUGCACACAUGUCAUGUCAUUCAUAUGAGGUCAGAGGACACCUUUGUGCAGUUUUCUCCUUCCAAUUAUUUUAAAACAUUAUUUCUUUUGUUUUCUGAUAUAAUACAAUUAUAUCUCCCCCUUCCUCCCUUCAAACCCUCACAUCCCUCCUUGCUCUCUUUCAAAUUCAUAGCCUCUUUUUUUCAUUCAUUGUUGCCACACAUAUAUGUGUAUACAUAUAUGUUCCUUAAAUACAUAAGAUUUUUGUGGGUUCCAACAAUUGAAUACAGAUUGUUAGACAUAUACGGCAAGUGUUUUUAACCUACUGAGCCUUCGCCUUGCUAAUCUAUCAUUAUUUCUUUCUUCUUUCCUUUGUCUGCAAGAAAUCCAUUCAAAAUAAGUACUGAACAACAAUACCAAUAAGUAGACAUAUACUGUCCUAGCUAGAAUUAUGUCAACUUGAUACAAGUUAGAGUCAUUCUGAAAGAGGGAACCUCAGUUGAGAAAAUGUUCCCACAAUAUUGGCUUGUAGAAAAGCCUACAGUGCAUUUUCUUAGAUGAUGAGAGAUGUAGAGGGCCCAGCCCACUGUGGGCAGUGUCAUUCCUAGACUGGCAGUCCUGGGUUCUGUAAAAAAGCAGGCUGAAAAAAUGAGAAAAAAAGCCAAUAAGUACCAUCCCUCCCUGGCUUCUGCAUCAGCUCCUGCCUUCCGGUUUCUGUAUUGAUUUAUCUCAGCGAUGAUCUGUGGUAUGGAAUUGAAAAAUGAAAUAAACCCU
Alexandromys fortis (reed vole) is the source of this 2586-nucleotide messenger RNA. It is a transcript of the gene Ncr1, whose product is annotated as natural cytotoxicity triggering receptor 1. The transcript has 7 exons. Gene Ontology annotation, cellular component: plasma membrane. Lineage: Eukaryota; Metazoa; Chordata; Mammalia; Rodentia; Cricetidae. The record is from RefSeq and is a predicted model, not a curated record.